AACUGCUCGUGUCAUACUCGAUUUUUUUCAAAACUGCUGGAGUAACGGGAUUUCUCCGGCUGACCGGCUCUGACAGAUUCAAUUCUACCUAUGAUCUGAUUUGAUUUUGGGUGUUUGGAAUACGAUUAGAGCUAAAAAUUGUCGAAAACCUUUAUUUAAAGUGUAUAAAAUCAUUAAAAAUGUCUUCGAUACCUCUGAAGAGAAGCCGAAAAAGGACGAUUCUGGCAAAUAAGAUGCUAGCGGCUUUAGAAGCGGAGUACGAUCGUGAGCAAAACCUGCACGCAGAAGUUCCGGGACCGAGCCGGAUGGUGACUCAAAAUAGCGAUCCAACAUCUCAGGGAGAGAACCAACCCCAGGAGAUGAAAGAUACAUCGCAGCUUCCGGAACCGAUAGACACAAGCGAUAUUAGUUUUAAUUUUUCUGGUGGUGGUGUUCAAGGGGAUGUAGUUUUAGUUGAUAAUAAUUUUGUAGAUUUAGAUAGUAGUGUAGAAACUGGCGACGAGGACGAUUACGUCGGUAAUUGUUCCUCCGACAGUGAUGUAGAAGACAUGGUUGGAGAAUGUACGGCUGCUCAUAACUGCACCAACCAUCGCAAUAUCUCUGAUUGUUUAAGAGAUUGGGCAGUCGUGCAUAACCAACCACGGUCGUCGAUAAAUGAAAUUUUGGCUAUUUUCAGGAAAUGGACUGCCCUACCGCUGCCCAAGGAUUCUCGAACGCUGCUAAAAACAUCCACUACUAUCGGCAAGGAAAUACGAACCCUAGAAGGAGGAGAAUUUUGAUACAAAGGAAUAGAGAAUAAGCUCAACAGCUACUUUCAGUAAGUAUUUACAAUAUGUUCAAUAAAAAUGUAUGAAUAAUUAUUUGUCUAUAAUAUUACUUUUCAGGUCAACUGUUCCUUCUACGGACCAACUCACAAUCAUGUUGUACACAGACGGCCUCCCACUUCAUAGAAGUGCAACAACACAGCUUUGGCCCAUCCUAAUGAAAGUGGAAGAGCUCCCCCUAGCCCCAAUCAUGAUGAUAUCAAUGUUCUGUGGACCGGAAAAACCAACCAGCCUGGAAGUCUUUUUGAGGCCGCUGGUAGAGGAAAUGAAAGAGAUUCAUCAGAGAGGAUUGCGGUUCGGCGAUAAAGUGGUGCAGCUAAAGAUCUGCGCUAUUAUUGCCGAUUCACCAGCAAGGGCUUUCAUAAAAGGUUUUUAUCAUUAUGUGAAACAGUUACAUUUAAUCGAAAUACUAAUUCAUUGAUUUUUGCAGCA
This is a messenger RNA of Anopheles funestus (African malaria mosquito), 1256 nucleotides long. RefSeq lists its product as uncharacterized. The transcript is spliced from 2 exons. The coding region runs from base 180 to 779 and encodes 199 amino acids. NCBI's taxonomy places the organism in Eukaryota, Metazoa, Arthropoda, Insecta, Diptera, Culicidae. The record is from RefSeq and is a predicted model, not a curated record.